AUGUUGAAUUCACAACAGAAUGAUGAAUCUCAAUCCAUUCCUCUCAAUGGAAAAUUAUUUUGGAAAGAUAUUUUCAGUCAAGAAGGAUGUGAAUAUUUAAUUCUUCUUCCCAAAACUAUGGAUCUCUCUCACAUUCCAUUUUCAACAAAGCAAUCGGUCAAGGCAAGUCAACAAGCAGCUCGUGAACCUAAUGAGAUUCGUUUUAAAAAAAUUAUUCAACGACAGUUGGAAGAAGAAGAGAGAAUUCGCAAUGCAUCUACACAAGAUCCAAUGACAGCAACUGAAAAUUAUCAAGCUCAUGUCAGAGAAGCAGAAAUUGCUAAACGUAAAAUGUUUAAACGUUUGCAUAAUUUGAAAAUGAGUGAUCACGAUUUGGAGACGGCCUGGGAACAAUGGCUCUUUUGGUAUCGAGAUAAAAAGAUUCCAACAUUGUAUAACAAGUUUAAUCAAUUAUUGAAAGAUGAAUUUCAUGGAAAUGUGAGAGCUGUUCGAAAAAUUGAAGAAGUCAUUAAGGGACACAUUUUGGAAAAUUUGCAAUUACAUCCAUCCGUGUUAAAAUUGAAAUGUUUAGUAGAAAGUGACAAUGAAAAUGACAAGUUUGAAUUGAGAUCAAUUCUUCACAAGAGAAUUUUCAAUGAGACCUUGAUACCGUCUCCAUCGUUUGAGAUUUUACCAUACUCGAGCUCUGUGUGUGAAGAGCACUACAAGGGAAAAUUCUUUUGUUUUAUUGAUUUGGCAAAGGCAAACUUUUCCACAUUGAGAACUUUAGAUCCUGAUAUUUUCGGAGCUAGCCCUGAAAGCAACAUGACUUGGAGACAGUUUCUCAAUAAGGAGACAACUUUUGAGCUCUUCCAUAAUUUUCACUACACAAUUAGACAUCCAGUUUUUGGAAAAUUGAAUCAUGGCUUUUCCACACGAAAAAUGAUUGAAAUUGCAGAACAUGAACAAUUGAACGUCUUGUAUAACAUGAUGAAAAAGCAUUUACUGAAAGAACAUGCAUAUUUAUUUGAAGAAUCUCAUUGCUUUGUACCACCCAUGCAAUGUGCAUCUGAUGCAUUCUUUUUCUGUUUCCAUACUGAACAAGAUGCCAAGAUUGCCUUCGAUGCCUUGUGUCAAUUCGAUUCUGAACUCUAUCCCAAUGUGAAAGAUUUAAUUCACUUGACUGUCUUUAAGAAUCAUUAUUAUUAUUUUUCUGAAAGCAAUUCGGAUUCGGACAUGGAACAACAACGAUGGUUUGUCGUGAAAGAAACAUUACAUUCUCAAGAAGUGUGUGAAGAAAAAUUUACUAUUUGUGCUGUCCAAUUGGAGGAUCGACCAUUUAUUGAAGAUCAUUUCGAGAGAGCUUUGGCGUUAUUUUCAAAAGAAUUGUAG
This is a messenger RNA of Naegleria lovaniensis, 1371 nucleotides long. RefSeq lists its product as uncharacterized. Bases 1 to 1371 code for a protein of 456 amino acids. The transcript has a single exon. The record is from RefSeq and is a predicted model, not a curated record. Lineage: Eukaryota; Heterolobosea; Eutetramitea; Acrasida; Naegleriidae.